CAUUCACCCAUUGAAUUUCAUUCAUUCAGUCCAAAAAAGUAGAAACUUCUUUUUUCUAACGAACAAAGUGAUUUAAAUUUCAAUCAACUGACAAUGUGAUUGUCACAUUUUAGAAUAAUUUUAAAUAGUGGCCAAUUUGGAUUGAACGUAGAUAAAAACCAAAGAAAAAUUAUCCCACUGUUUCAAUGACAUCGAAAUUGCGCCAAAAUAUUUCCACAUUCAUUUGGUAUUUUUGUAUCUAAAUUUAGAAAAAUCACAGUUAAUUUUCAGUGGUAAUUUUUUUUUGCCGUUUGUGUAUCCAAGUGAAGAGCAGUGCGAGCAAGAUGUUUGUUCAUAGGUGGCUAAUGUUCAUCGUGCUAAGCAGCUCUACAAUACACAUUGUACAAUGCUCUUUUUUCGAUUAUUUCAUUCCACGCCGAUCAAAUUUCUUGUCCGGCACUGAAGUUGACUCACCGGUUGUUCCGUAUGAAAUUGCAACCAGCGAUGAGAAAUUCUUACAAGAAGCUUCAAAACUAAUCGGUGUGAAUUUAUCCGAGCUGGACUUGUGUCAUCAUCGAGUUGUUUUGAAAUUGCGAAACUCUUGUCAUGAAUUAAAUGCCGAACAAGUGGGAAAAUUGGCUGUAAUGUUGUUGAAUUGUCAAUCGAAUUCAGAAGGACGACCGUUGUUUGAAUGCACUGAAAAUAUGUCGCUCAAAGAUUGUACGUCCGGCAUGGAUUCAGACACCUGGAAUGCAUAUCAUUUAAUUACAAAUCGAGCGAAAGCCGUAUGCGUUGCCACACGUCAUGAACAAUUCAGAGGUCUCACUGAAAUAACAGUGAAUAAACUUAUGUCGAGUGCUCAACAUCAAAUUAUAAUGCUAAAAAAAUUGUCGGAAAAUCAGAAUGAGCUGCAUGAAUUAACGUCACAAGCAAUGGACGAUUUUACGAAGAAAAACGAAAAAGUAAUCGACCAACAAAAGGAGAUUCUUCAAGUAUCCAAUUCGCAUCGGGCUAUUGUGGAAGGAAAUUUGCAUGAGUUAAUGCGAGAAAAGGGACUGAUUCGUUCGGGUCAAGUCGAAGUCGCACGUCUGAUUGAAACGCUAAAAGGAAAAUUGGACGAAAGUCUGGCCAAUCUAAAGGUACAAUCACGUCAAAUGAAAGAUAAUCAAGCUGCCUUAUUAGAAGAUCUAAACAAUCUUCAAACCAACGCCUUUCACAUAUCGGAUAAAUUAAGUGAUACCUCGGAGUAUAUCCUAUCGCAAAAUGAAAUUGCCUCAACUCAAUUCGACCAGACAAUUCAACGCUUGAGUGAAAUCAAUCAUACGAUCGAGAAGCUUCAAAAAUUGAUGACAACGUUAGAGAGUAGUGUUGAUGAUAAAUUGACGUGGAUUACCAGUAAAUUGGGUGGUGCAGAUGAGGCAUUGAAAAACAUUUAUUUAAUUCUCCAAUACAUUGGCUAUCUACUAUUCGGCAUGUUAAUAUUAGUAUUUAUAAAUGCGCCAGGAUUUUAUCGGAUAUUCUUCAUUUUUGCCGUUCCAUUGAAUUUUGCAUGCACACUAUGUGAAUGGCACUAUGUAAGCCUAAUUGAAUUAACACAGAUUUUAGUCACUGUAUUUGCAUGCAAUUUGAUUCGGCAAAUGUUAUGGAAUAUGAAGAGUCCGUUUGCAUUGAACAAGAAAACUGGAUCGCAACAUACCAAAGAAAUUCCACAAAAUCAACCGGAGACUGAACGGGAAGCAUCACAAGAAAAGCAAUACAAUGAAUUCGAUGGAAAUGAUAAUAACAAUGAUUACAGCUACAAUCAUUUGAGCGCAUUCAAAAAUCGACAUCGCGAAUAUAUGCGCGAACAAUCAAUGACACCGUCGGUGGCAAGCAAUCAAAGUUUUGAUGCUCGUGGCCUGACACCAUUUACCUCAACAUUAAUGGAUCGUACACGCUGCAUUUCACUCACCGUCAAAGGAGACCAAUGCCGUAAUGCGGCGGUUACGAACCAAAUCUAUUGCCGACGACAUGAAAAGUAGAUAAUUAAAAUACAUACAUUCACGCUUUUACUUAUAAACAACAGAAUAUUUUCAUACCAGUGAACAAAUUUUACCACAAUCAACGAUACUACCUUUAAGAUAGUUAUAAGUUUAACGUAAAUUUAAUUUAUAAAUAACAUAAUUUAUUUUGUAGUAUUGUGAAAUUGGCACGACUUAAAUCCAGUAUAUUUAAAUUUUAGGUAGACAUUUUUUUUAACA
This is a messenger RNA of Contarinia nasturtii (swede midge), 2219 nucleotides long. Its product is annotated as protein brambleberry-like. Lineage: Eukaryota; Metazoa; Arthropoda; Insecta; Diptera; Cecidomyiidae. Bases 324 to 2000 code for a protein of 558 amino acids. The transcript has 4 exons. The record is from RefSeq and is a predicted model, not a curated record.